Molecule: messenger RNA, 3293 nt
Organism: Cyprinus carpio (common carp)
Lineage: Eukaryota; Metazoa; Chordata; Actinopteri; Cypriniformes; Cyprinidae
Gene: slc19a1
Product: solute carrier family 19 member 1
Biological process (GO): folate transmembrane transport
Cellular component (GO): basolateral plasma membrane; apical plasma membrane; plasma membrane
Molecular function (GO): folate:monoatomic anion antiporter activity; folic acid binding
Source: RefSeq, a predicted model, not a curated record
UGCGCAGACCAUGUGUCAUUGGGCGCGCGCAACUGCAUGCGAGUGUGUCGUCGAUUUUAGACUGAAGUACUGCUUUCAGUGACAUAUCUGGAACGUGUGGCUAUCCCAUACCGAUGGGCUAAAGUCUGUCGCGUUGUUGUCGCUUAAAUAACUGGCAUUAUAUUGUUUUAAGUAGCAUAGAUUAUUAGCUCACCGUCAGCCUCAGCAAGAAAGGAUUAAAUUUGGAAAGCAACAGGCAAGUUUAACGCUAAAAACCGCGAUCCGUACUUGAAUAUUGGUGGGAUUAUGUGCGAACAACAUUAAGAGACUGCGAGACAUUGUUAUGCAUGAACAAGCAGACGUAGUCAUGAGAUGUGUGUAAGAGCUGGCACUGCACAUUUUACAGAAUAUUUACAAAUUACAAUGUGCAGUACAUUAAGGUAGUACUUUUUAAUCAUUGACGGUGUUGGAAGUUGGACAAAGGUGAAUGCUUACACACAGAAAAUGUCAGCUUGUAGCUGUUUAACACAUUGCUGUAUCAUUCUGAAUGUGUCCUCUCAGCCCCCAGUAAUAGUUAACAUGACGCAUGCCUUAGGAUUUACUGGCUUGUGCAUUCGCUUGGUUGUUACCGGUCUGUGAACACUGCUAAGCCUUCAGCUAUUAACUUUGAGGAUCAACAUACCUUUUGUAUUUAAUACAUCAUUAAAUAGUUCAGCUUUACAGCAUCAUUAUUGUUGUAACAUGGUGGAAGUGGUGGAAGUAACAUGCGAUGAAAGAACUGAGGAUGUUAAGGAGGUCAUGAAGACUGAUGGCAUUGGACACAUUGUGGAAAAUGUGGCUCCAGAGCCGGUCAUCCAUGAAACCAAGGAAGAUCCGGAAACCCAAACGCAGAAGACCAGAACCUGGAUAUGGUCCGUAGUUUAUCUUUGUUUCUAUGGCUUCAUGGUGCAGCUGAAGCCUGGAGAGCCGUUUAUCACACCAUACCUGCUCAGUACAGAGAAGAACUUCACUAGUAAACAGGUCACCAAUGAAAUCAGCCCAGUCCUCACAUAUUCCUAUAUGGCCGUGCUGGUGCCUGUCUUUCUGCUGACAGAUUACCUACGAUACAAACCUGUGCUGAUCCUUCAGAGCUUGAGUCAUGUUUCCAUUUGGCUCAUUCUGCUUUUGGGAGCCUCAUUGCUGGAGAUGCAGUUUAUGGAGUUCUUUUAUGGCAUCACCAUGGCUGCCCGUGUGGCGUACUCCUCAUACAUUUUCUCACUAGUACCAGCGAAUGUUUACCAGCGUGUAGCCAGCUAUUCCCGCUCAUCUGUGCUCAUGGGAGUCUUCACGAGCUCUGUGCUGGGUCAGAUAUGUGUGUCACUAGGAGGUGUAUCAUACAGGACGUUAAGUGCAGUCUCUCUGGGCUUUGUCACUUUCGGGUUACUCCUGUCCUUCUGCCUGCCUUGGCCCAAACGUAGCUUGUUUUUCAACCAAGCCCGUCUGGAAGAGGAAAGGAAGGAAGCAGCUCAAUCGGAAUUAGCCAGAAUGAAGCCUGAGGAGAAUGAUGGCAGUGUGGCAGCACAAAGCAGUAACCACAAAUCCCCAUCCUGGACAAAUUCAGUGUUUGUUCAGAUGCUGAAGGAGUUAAAACAUGUAGUGAAAGUUCCCAGUUUAAGGCUUUGGAGCUUGUGGUGGGUGUUCAAUUCCACUGGUUACUAUUUAGUACUAUUUUAUGUGCACAUCCUGUGGAAUAAAGUCUACCCUGUCACAGAGAACAAACAUGUUUACAACGGAGCGGUUGAAGCUGCCUCUACCUUAUUAGGCGCAAUCACAUCGUUUGCGGCAGGCUAUGUGAAAAUUCGAUGGAAUCUUUGGUCUGAACUUGUGAUAGGAUUGAUCACUGCAGCACAGGCCGGUCUACUGCUUCUCAUGGGCAUCACUGAUAACAUCUGGGUUUGCUAUGUGGCAUAUGCCCUUUUCAGAGGCUUCUACCAGUUCCUGGUGCCAAUCGCUAUUUUCCAGAUUGCCUCCGCUCUCACUAAAGAACUGUGUGCUUUAGUGUUUGGAGUAAACACUUUUCUUGGAACAGUCCUGAAAACGAUCAUCACUAUCAUUGUGGCAGAUAAGAGGGGAUUGGCUUUGAAUGUUCAGUCUCAGUUUUUUAUUUAUUUCUUUUACUUCACUCUGCUGACUGUGGUUUAUCUGGGAUGUAGUGCCUUUGUCAUCACAUGUCAUUACCGCAAUCAAAGAGCACAGGAGGAGACUACGGAAGUAGCUAUAGCCACUGAACUUAGUCCCAUGUCAACGACUGAUAGUGAAGGCACAACGGCACUUAAUGGAGCCACCAUUAAGACAUGAGAUUCGAAGGAAUUGUGCCUACAGGUGGAGUUUCUCCAUCUCUUAAACUGUUACUUCAAAAUCAGAAAAUUUUAUUAUUUUGAGUAGCCUUUGUUUUAUUAUUUUAUGUAUGUCCUAUUUUUAGGAAUAGCAUUCAAUUAUUAUUUUUUUUUUGUAAACCUCAUCAAAUUCUAAUUACAUUUUGUGGAAUGUAAAUAUAAUGGUUGAGGUUGUCAUUAGGAUGGAAUAUGCCAAUGGAAAAUGUAGUCUUGGAUUGAGAUUAUUGUAAGGAAUGUUUGAAAACCAAACAUGGCAAGUUUUGCUUUCUAACCUCUGAUAGGAUUACUUUUUGCAGGCAAAAGUAUUAUUUGCAGUUAAUUACUGAAAUUUAAAUAAUUACUACUGUACAGCCUUUAGUUAUAGUUCUCUAAAUUGAUUGGCCAAGCAGUUAUCAAGGAAUGCUGAUAUUUGUUAUAUGUCCUUAUAUCUAAUUAUAUGAUUGCUCUUCAGUGGAAGCUGGUAGGGGUGGGUGAAUUUUAUUAAUUUUUUUUUGAAGUGAGGACCAUUUUUGUCAGUGUUUUCUUUAUCUCCUGGAUAGCUCAGUGUGGGUUUCUGCUCACCAGUAACACUAGUAUAACAGAAUGUUACGAACAGGGAUUGAUUCAUAAACACUUCACUUCUGUGCAUUGCUUAUUGAUGACACAAAGUUUGAUGCUUUAGCGCUUUUGGAAAUAUUUGCCGUUGUCGAAGGAACAAAAUAUGUGAAUGAACAUGUUUUGAUGGAAAUGUAAGUUACUCAGUGUUAAUUUUAUAGAACAUUUAUAAAAGAAAUACCACACAAAGAUAAUAAGAUUGUUCAAAGGACACUUGCUUAGUUCUGCUGUAUUUUAAAAUAAUUACUACUGUUUUUUUAUUAUGAAUAUUUUAUAGUGUGAUCACAUUAGGAAUUCCAGACCAUGUCUAAUUACAAAUAAAUUACCAAUACCAAGUAAUUUUCA